CCCAUGAUUCACGGAGGCGGUGGCUCAUUUCGCUUUGCAGCCGCUGCUGUCGGGACCGCAUCUACCCGGGGCAUCUGUUGCUGCUGCUUCUUCACCGAGUCGCUCCGUCUCUGACUCGGGCUGACCGCCUGCACUCCGUCUGCCACCCCCCCCCCCCCCCUUAAACACACCCUCCUCGUGUUUAGGAUAUUUGAAUUUGCCCCAUCUCCAUCUCCCCCCCCUCCCUCAACCUAAUUCCUUCUCGAUUCCAGAGAUCCUCCCCCGUUCCGUGCACUUCCUCCUUCGCGCGCGUGCCUGGGACGUGAGGGUGCACCAAUGCAUGCGCGUGUCGAGGAGCCGACAGGAGCGAGACGAGGCGCCGGACACUGGGUGGCUGGCGCUGGUGGUGGGCAAGGAGACACGUGUUGCGAUUAUGUUUCAUAAUGUACGUUAACUCUUCUCUAUUCUAAUAUAUAUAAUUACUUUGCUCGUUCCUAGGUUAUAAAUAGCGUUUUGAUAGUAGGCGUAUUGCGUUUAAGCAAUCUCGGAUUAUUCGGUUAAGUAUAUGAAGUGAAAUUCAUAACGUUUUGAAUUAUAUUUUACAAAGGACGCUUCGGUAACAAAAACAUAAUUGCAGCGGAAAUAUUACAAAAGAGGAACCUUGAAAUUGAGUUGAAUGAACAAUCGCUUGAUAACCAGGUCGUAAUAAUAAUCAUAAUCUCACUUGGGAAUUAAGCUCAAGUCGCCUUGAGUCACAUCCACAUUUCUCCAUCUCUAGACAUGUGACAGCUUCCUCUGGUGGGGAGAGCAAGCGAUCCUCAGUGGGAGAGGGCGGGCGGAAACGUUGAGAUAUAUAGAGGAUAUUGAUAGAGGAGAGCUCGGGCGAGUCAUAGGGGGGGGGGGGGGUGUAAGGGUACAAGAGCGCCACACACACACCCACCCAGCGAAACCAACGAGACAAGACACACACACAAGACAGACACAGACAUCACGGUCCAAGUCUCACGGACCACGCUCGCGUGCAUGCUGUGCAUGCCACCUGGCCCCCGGUGGGGUUCCCCUUGGCCCACGGUCGUAUCGGCCAGCACGAAUGUUCACCUCGGUUUGCAUCUCUCCAUACUGCGGCCACAAGUCGGGGAACAAGUCCCCCUGCAAGUCGUGCCUGGAUGGCGACCUGGGCAGGAGCGACGAGAACGAGCGCGUGGUCAUCAACGUGGGAGGCACUCGCCACGAGACGUACCGCGGCACGCUGCGCACGCUGCCCGGCACGCGACUCUCGUGGCUCACGGAGCCGGACGCGUUCGCCAACUUCGACUACGACGCGAAGGGCAACGAGUUCUUCUUCGACCGGCACCCCACGGUGUUCGCGCACAUCCUCAACUACUACCGCACGGGCAAGCUGCAUUGCCCGUCCGAGGUGUGCGGUCCCUUGUUCGAGGAGGAGCUCAUCUUCUGGGGCAUCGACGAGACGGACGUGGAGCCGUGCUGCUGGAUGAACUACCGGCAGCACCGUGACGCCGAGGAGGCCCUCGUGAGCUUCGAGAACCCGGACAUCAACGGCAACGACGAGGUCAACGAGGACGGCGAGGUCUCCAAGAGGUUCGGGCUGGACGAGCGCAGCCCCGACGGCGGGAAGCUCGGCUUCCUGCGUCGGUGGCAGCCCAGGAUGUGGGCGCUCUUUGAGGAUCCUUAUUCUUCCAGAGCGGCCAGGAUCGUCGCACUGGCCUCACUCCUGUUCAUUUUAAUUUCCAUCACGACGUUCUGCCUUGAGACGCACGAAGCAUUCAACACGGUACUGAACAAGACGGAAAAUUACACCAUCAACAACGUGACGACCCAAAAGGUGUACGUCGAUGUUGAGACCGACCCCGUGCUCAUGUACGUGGAGGGCGUGUGCGUCGCGUGGUUCUCCUUCGAGUUCCUCGUACGAAUAAUUUGCUGCCCCGACAAGAAGGUGUUCAUCAAGAACUACCUGAACGUCAUCGACUUUGUGGCCAUCCUGCCAUUCUACCUGGAGGUGGGGCUCAGCAGCCUGACCUCGAAGCCGGCGCGCGACGUCCUCGGCUUCCUGCGUGUCGUCCGCUUCGUGCGGAUCCUGCGCAUCUUCAAGCUGACGCGACACUUCGUGGGCCUGCGCGUGCUGGGCCACACGCUCCGCGCGAGCACCAACGAGUUCCUGCUGCUCAUCAUCUUCCUGGCGCUGGGCGUGCUCAUCUUCGCCACCAUGAUCUUCUACGCGGAGCGCUUCGGCGCCAACCCCAACGACCCGACGGCGAGCGACCACACGAGCUUCAAGAACAUCCCCAUCGGCUUCUGGUGGGCCGUGGUGACGAUGACGACGCUGGGCUACGGAGACAUGUACCCCCAGACGUGGUCGGGCAUGCUGGUGGGGGCACUGUGCGCGCUGGCGGGGGUGCUCACCAUCGCCAUGCCCGUGCCCGUCAUCGUCAACAACUUCAGCAUGUACUACUCGCUGGCCAUGGCCAAGCAGAAGCUGCCAAAGAAAAAGAAGAAGCACAUUCCCCGGCCACCACAGGUCGGGUCCCCGCAUUUUUGCAAGUCGGACAUGAACUCCUCGAGUCACAGCACGCAGAGCGACACCUGCCCCCUCGCUAAAGAGGAGAUUUCAGAGCUUAAUAGAAAAGGUUACGAAAAGUCACGAAGCUUGAACAACAUUACUGGCCUGGCUGGGAACCCCCUGGGCAUCUCUCCCCUCAGCUCGCCCUACACCUCUCCGUGCCCACUGCGACGGUCACGCUCCCCCAUCCCGACCAUAAUCUGAAGGUAUCGUCACUCCACGUUCGCCAACUCGCGAUCCCGGACAGGCAUGGUGAAGGGGGCGGGGGGGGGAGGAAUUGCCACCACCACCACCAUCAUCACCAAUGUAAGAGCUCCGACGUAACGUCUCAGCAUGUACAGUAAGAUGAAUUAACGGAAAUAGCUGUGUAUAACGAAUUUAACUUAUUUUUUCAGAAAAUCCGCUAUUUUAAACGGUGUAAAGGGAGACUCAAGGUGUCCGAGAUAAGCCAGGGUAUGUCUAACUGUGUUUCAUUUUAUUAAGCAUUUUUAUUUCGAGGGUACGGAAUGGAUGAAAUGUUUGUACUUUUGCGUGCCGAUGCUGGGGAGUAGGCAGCCGUUUGUAGCACAAGGCUUUUAAAGGUCAACCUUGACAUGUGUUCCCAUGAAUGUAUUAAGCAAGUCUUGCCGUGAUCACCAAAGAAUGGAGACCACACAUUUGAAGACACUGUCCGCGGGAUUGGAGCUACUAUGUAACUGCUUGGAUAUGUGUUUUUGCAAGAGAAGCAAUUGAAUAGGACUGCCCUGCCAUGUUAAAUCAGGUGGUUGGAGGAAUGCGUACAGACACAAGGAAGGGUCGAAAAUGUAUGUUGACAUUAAGGGCCCCAUGGUGGCGAGAUGUUAACUACCUCGCCUGGUAUACAGGAGGCCAUAGGUUCGAUCCCGACCCUGACGCCUGUUGUAUAUUUGGAGUUUUAGGUGUUCUCCCCGUGGUCGCGUGGAUCUUU
Petromyzon marinus (sea lamprey) is the source of this 3503-nucleotide messenger RNA. Its product is annotated as voltage-gated potassium channel KCNC1. Gene Ontology annotation, cellular component: presynaptic membrane; voltage-gated potassium channel complex; neuronal cell body membrane. The record is from RefSeq and is a predicted model, not a curated record. Gene Ontology annotation, molecular function: protein binding; delayed rectifier potassium channel activity. NCBI's taxonomy places the organism in Eukaryota, Metazoa, Chordata, Hyperoartia, Petromyzontiformes, Petromyzontidae. Gene Ontology annotation, biological process: action potential; protein homooligomerization; potassium ion transmembrane transport.